AUGCCAUCUCUACGUGAACUGCUAUCAAUAUGGAUCUCGACCCCUCUCGAUAAGGCUAGUCCGCGGAUUCUGGAACGAGAGCUAGCUCGUGACGCUAUUGCUGUUUUGGGUCGACUUCGCCGGCUUCGGGCGGAGGCCAGUGGAGAUCCACCAUGUUUAGAUAAACCAACUCCAUUCUCUCGCUUUCUCUGGGAUCUUGGUCAAGCCAUAAAACACACAAUCAGCGAGAAUAAUAAGCGGGCGAUUCGUUUCGUAGAAGUGGGAGUCAUCGAGACGUACAUCGACCUUGUCAAGGACAAGCACUUUUGGACGUGGGAUGUGCAAUGGCGUGCUGUGGUUCUCGAAAUUCUUGCCGUCGUCGUUACGUUCGCGCAAACCGAUCCCGCUGCUCAAGAGCGGAUAUAUGGCACCACUGGCGAUUUCUUCGGUCACCUAUGGAGUCUUAGGACCACUAUCAAAUUGUCAGACCCUGGGGCGCAACAUCAGAGUACCAUUGACGACACGACGAUGUUGGCAACCGUUGUCGAUGCCUACUACGAUAUCUACAGAGUACGCAAUCGAUCUCCAGAUCAUGAUACUCAUAUUCACCACGUUCAUUUCUUAAUCUGGAUUUUGUCGCGCGAAGAUGGGAGUAUACCAAAUAUUCCCUUGAACCCUCUAUGGACAACCUCCCUGUACUCCGCACGGGGUUCUGACCUUACCGCGAUGAAGGAAGUUGAGGAUAGAGUAUCCAGUUUUGUGGACGUGCUGGAGGAUCCCAGCCUUUACGACGUUCGGGAUCGGUUUUUCCGGGAGUGCAUACUCGAUGUCAUCGGGGUCAACCGCGUGAUAGACGCUUGCGAAGCCGAUCUACGAGACCUUCUCUCACAUACGGACUGUCAAUGCGAGUCCCAUAUCGCAGACCUCAGGGUACUCGCCCGUCAUGUGCUUGGUGCCAACAUGUUUUUACCCACGCUUCACAAACGGGAUCUACUUGGUUACGCAUUGGAUAUCUUAAGGAACUUAUUUGCGACAGGGUUCUAUCCUCCUAUGUGCACCAACCUCUGUUUAUUCUGCUUUCAAUUGGUUAUCCACUACUAUGCGUACCAUCUGCUGUCCGGGCUCAAGGCGGCCAUGCCCUUUCAAUACCCCGAUUUCAUCGAUCUUCUUGUUGCCGGAGUAGAGCUUGCUGCCGGAGGAUGCAGCUCAUAUGUCUCACGUGGUGACUUGCACGUGGUGUUGGUGGAGAUAACAGGGAUGGUCAUGCGACAAAUUGAGAGGGAUACCAUCGAGUGUAGAGGGCAGCUACCAGAGUACGUUGCCUCCCUGAGGCUUCGCGCAGCAUCACCUUCGGGGUGGUACCCAUCACUUCAACGAUUGACAGUCGCCGCGCCUAAAAUCGAGGAGAAAGAGCUCAAUGGAUAUGCCCCAGUCUCAGACGUGAUUGAGUGCUGGGCCAAAUUUGGAGCCUUCAUUGGCCUUGAUGCCGCCGAGGAGCGCAAACGAUAUGAACGCGGCAAACAAGACCAUUGCAACUGGCAUAAGUGUCGGAAACCCAGCGACGGAGCGCUUGAUCUCCGCAAAUGUGCGGGAUGCGGUGAGGCGCGAUACUGUAGUAGGGAGUGCCAGAGACUCGAUUGGAAAGAAGGAGGACACAAGAAACUGUGUCGACGGUUGAAGUAG
This is a messenger RNA of Peniophora sp. CBMAI 1063, 1662 nucleotides long. Lineage: Eukaryota; Fungi; Basidiomycota; Agaricomycetes; Russulales; Peniophoraceae. The record is from the annotation of a GenBank genome assembly.